AUGCGCUUUCUCUCUACCCUCGCCAGCCUGCUCCUCAUCGGAGUCACUAGUACGGCGGCCCAAGACGAAUGCUCGACCUCCAUUAGCUCCAGCGACAACACCAUCGUGCAGUUCGCCUGGUACCUCCAGGUCUUCAUCGAGCGCUUCUACUCCUCUGUCCAGAUCGACCAGAGCUUCAUCUCCAGCCUCCCUGGCGGCUCCCCCUCCAGCUACUACAACCUCCAGGGCCUGCAGCAGCAGAACCGCCUGGGCCUCUCCGCCGUCCAACAGGUCGGCACCAAGGUCCCCGGCUUCGACACUCCGGGAUGUGAAUUCACUUUCCCCCGCGUCUCUAGCGGCAUCUCGUACAUCCAGAACGCCGCCAAGCUCGAAGCUGAUGUCUCGGGUGCCUUCAUCGGCCUGACGGCCUACACCCAGAAGCCCGAGCUGGCCUUCCUCUUCUCCCGCCUGGCUGGUGAGCACAGCGCCCACGCUGCGUGGCUGGGCGGCUACACGGGCUCCAACUCUACCGUCUUCCCGCGCAACAGCACCUCCCUGGUCCCCGCGUACACCCCCGACCACGUUCUCAAGUCCGGUAACCGCCCCGGCCAGUUGGGCCAGUACAUCCACUCUUGCGCGCGCGCACCUGCUGCGCCCGGCGGCCAGGCCGUCGUUAUCGGAAACUUGGGUGCGGCGCUGGUUGCGCCGUCGGCUAGUAGCUCUUUCGUCGCUGCUACUUCGAGCGUGAAUCCUAGCGGGCCUUUCGCUAGCGGGGUUUUCAGUGGCUCGCUUGCUUCGCCUGCUUCUAGCACUUCUGUUUCUGGAUUUACUUCGUCCAGUGGUGCUGCUUCUUCGUCGGGCAUUUUUGGUGGUGGUGGUGCCGGUGGUUCGUCGAGCACCCCGGCUUCUAGUUCUGCUAGCCCCUCCAGCUCUGCUAGCCCCUCCAGCUCCUCCUAA
Messenger RNA from Aspergillus chevalieri, 936 nucleotides. RefSeq lists its product as uncharacterized. The transcript has a single exon. NCBI's taxonomy places the organism in Eukaryota, Fungi, Ascomycota, Eurotiomycetes, Eurotiales, Aspergillaceae. The record is from RefSeq and is a predicted model, not a curated record. Bases 1 to 936 code for a protein of 311 amino acids.